AUGGAGUCGUUACCGAUGCUCAGCCCAGUUGAGCUUAACGCUGCGGCACUGGAGCACUUUGUCUACCAGCCCGUUGACAAGGAGAUGAUCAGGUACUUGGCAAGGGCUGCUUCGAAUGUCAUCCAGUGCGAUCCCAGCAUGGCGCCACCACCAUCGCAAUCAUCACGGCCGCGACAGCCCUCUCCUCCACGGGGACCAGCACCACAAGCCGCCUCGAGCAGCGACAGCACUCUUCCUUCGAUCGAGAAGUUCAUCACCCAGUUGGUGGUUACCUCCAACGUGCAGGUACCCACGCUCAUGUCGUCGCUGGUCUACCUGCACCGACUCAAAUCCCGUCUCCAGCCCAUGGCGAAGGGUCUCCGGUGCACCACGCACCGCAUCUUCCUGGCCGCCCUCAUCUUGGCCGCCAAGUACCUCAACGACAGCAGCCCUAAGAACAAGCACUGGGCCAACUACAGCGUCGUCUCGACGCAUGCCUACAACUUCGGCUUCAGCCGCACCGAGGUCAACCUGAUGGAGAAGCAGCUCUUGUUCCUGCUGGACUGGGACCUGCGCAUUACCGAAGAAGACCUGUACCACGAGCUCGACCACUUCCUGGCCCCGAUCCGCGCCGACAUCGAGGCGCGCCACGUCCGCCGCAUGCGCCGGAAGCAGGAGCAAGAGAUGCGCGAGCGCCAGCUGCACAACGAGCGCCUCGCCCGCCAGCGCGAGCGCGAGGAGGAAGCCCGCCUCUGGGCCCGCGCGCUCGCCCAGCCCCAGCCUGCCGUCGUCGACGCCACCGCCUACGCCCUGCCCCCGGCCUCGCGGGGCUCCUCCCGCUCGCGCCAGCAGACGUACACCCCGUCCCACUCACGCGGAAGCAGCCGCGACGUGUCCCCGCCGGGCCUCUACUCGAGCGGCUCGUCGUACGCCGGGUCAGUCACGUCGUCGCGCGCGACCACCCCGCUCAGCGAGGCGGAUAUCACCACGGCGCCGUACCAGCCGUACAUUUAUGAUGCUGCCCUCGUUGUCGAGGUCGGCGCCGCCGCCGCCCCGGUGUGUGACUCGCCCAUGGAGGUCCUCUACGACCAUGAGCCGCCGUGUGUUCCGGAGAAGGACGCCGUGUAUGCGCUCAAAGCGGCGCGCGGGAAGAGGCAGCACCAGCAGCAGAUGCUGCCUUAUGAGAUUAGUGUGGAGGAUUUGAAGAGCUUGGAGGAGUCUUCUAGGGGAUCGGGAAAGAGGAUGAGGGGGGUUUUGGGGAGGGUUUUUGGAACCGCGCGAUAG
Messenger RNA from Parathielavia appendiculata, 1263 nucleotides. RefSeq lists its product as uncharacterized. The transcript has a single exon. The coding region runs from base 1 to 1263 and encodes 420 amino acids. Gene Ontology annotation, cellular component: cyclin-dependent protein kinase holoenzyme complex; nucleus. The record is from RefSeq and is a predicted model, not a curated record. Gene Ontology annotation, molecular function: protein kinase binding; cyclin-dependent protein serine/threonine kinase regulator activity. Lineage: Eukaryota; Fungi; Ascomycota; Sordariomycetes; Sordariales; Chaetomiaceae. Gene Ontology annotation, biological process: regulation of cyclin-dependent protein serine/threonine kinase activity.